This is a messenger RNA of Zalophus californianus (California sea lion), 1402 nucleotides long. Its product is annotated as axin interactor, dorsalization-associated protein-like. Lineage: Eukaryota; Metazoa; Chordata; Mammalia; Carnivora; Otariidae. Gene Ontology annotation, cellular component: membrane. The record is from RefSeq and is a predicted model, not a curated record. Gene Ontology annotation, molecular function: phosphatidylinositol binding. The transcript has a single exon. Gene Ontology annotation, biological process: determination of ventral identity. Bases 132 to 1052 code for a protein of 306 amino acids.
GUGGGUGGCGGUGGUGGCCGUAGCGGUUCCUCCUGGCCCUGUUAAUGUCGGGGCCAGGCCCGGGGAGGAUGGCGCCCUAGAGCCCGGCCUCGCUGGGGUAGGGGCGGGAGGGGACGGGGUGGGCACCGGCCAUGUCGGAGGUGACCCGGAGUCUGCUGCAGCGCUGGGGCGCCAGUUUUAGGAGAGGCGCCGACUUUGACUCUUGGGGCCAGCUGGUGGAGGCGAUAGACGAGUAUCAGAUAUUAGCAAGACAUCUACAAAAAGAGGCCCAAGCUCAACACAAUAAUUCUGAAUUCACAGAAGAACGAAAGAAAACCAUAGGCAAAAUUGCAACAUGUUUGGAAUUACGAAGUGCAGCUUUACAGUCCACACAGUCUCAAGAAGAAUUUAAACUGGAGGACCUGAAGAAGCUAGAACCAAUCCUAAAGAAUAUUCUUACGUAUAAUAAGGAAUUCCCAUCUGACGUUCAGCCUGUCCCCUUAAGAAGAAUUUUAGCACCUGGUGAAGAAGAGAAUUUGGAAUUUGAAGAAGAUGAAGAAGAGGGUGGUGCUGGAGCAGGGUCUCCUGAUUCCUUUCCUGCUAGAGUUCACGGCACUUUACUACCCAGGCUGCUGUCAGAGCCAGGAAUGACGCCACUCACCAUCAGAAUUGAGAAAAUCGGUCUGAAGGAUGCGGGGCAGUGCAUCGAUCCCUAUAUCACAGUUAGCGUAAAGGAUCUGAAUGGCAUAGAUUUAACUCCUGUGCAAGAUACUCCUGUGGCUUCAAGAAAAGAAGAUACAUAUGUUCAUUUUAACGUGGACAUUGAGCUCCAGAAGGAUGUUGAAAAAUUAACCAAAGCUGCAGCUAUCUUCUUUGAAUUCGAACACUGCAAGCCUAAAAAAAGGUUCACCAGCACCAAGUGCUUUGCUUUCAUGGAGAUGGAUGAAAUUAAAGCCGGGCCGAUUGUAAUAAGACUAUACAAGAAACCCACUGACUUUAAAAGAAAGAAAUUGCAGUUAUUGACCAAGAAACCACUUUAUCUUCAUCUACAUCAGACUUUGCACAAGGAAUGAUCCUGACAUGAGUCACCUGGAACGUCUGUGAAUUCUCCCACCCAGUAGCAACCCUCCUGGCUCUGUGUAGCGCAUUCCCCCUCUGCCAGGCAGGUGGCAGGCCUCACGGGCGCCGGCAGGCCAGAGCGAGCCCGCGGGAUUCACAGCCCAGCACGCCACUGACCUAGACGACUCCUUUGGAUACGGGCUUAUUGUAGUUUUGAAACAUGUUUUUACUUUUAUAGUAUUUGUGCAAUUCAUAGUCUCUUUUCUAACUUACCACUAUUCCUGCCCUGCUUCCUGGAACAACACUGCUGUGGGUAGGAUGUGCUCGUCUUCAAAAUUAAUACAGCAAUAAGAAUGUGCUAGAG